Molecule: messenger RNA, 7710 nt
Organism: Carcharodon carcharias (great white shark)
Lineage: Eukaryota; Metazoa; Chordata; Chondrichthyes; Lamniformes; Lamnidae
Product: zinc finger protein 654-like
Exons: 9
Coding region: 26-3466 (1146 amino acids)
Biological process (GO): regulation of transcription by RNA polymerase II
Cellular component (GO): nucleus
Molecular function (GO): DNA-binding transcription factor activity, RNA polymerase II-specific; DNA binding
Source: RefSeq, a predicted model, not a curated record
GUACGCGCAGGUAGGGGUUAGAAGCAUGGCGGAAGAAGAGGAGUUUGAUGUAGGGAGUCUGAGGAAAGAACUGGAAUGGAUAGAGAGCGAGCUGCGGAUGUCCCUGGGUCAAGUCACCGCGUCCAACGAGUAUUGCCUGAAGUUUUGUCGAGUAACUGAAUGGCACGCUGGGAGAUGGCAGGUGCCGUUGCCACUAGUUCAAGUGCUUAAAAGUGCUAUUUGCUGUUUUACCAAAGCAAGACCGCUUCUCGCUCCAGAAUGUGAACAUAUCCAAUAUGUCUUGAGCCGGCUGGCAUUGAGCUGCUUUGAAGUAUUGCUGUAUUGUAGGGAGGAUGACUCGUCAAAAGAAUUCUGGGAAGGAUUUUUAAAAACUAUUCAGGAGUGUCACAAUGUUUUACAAACUGACUUAAAUACAGAAUUUGAUGUACUAAACAGGAUGAGUAGAAAUGGAGGUCCAUGGCAAAGUCAAGUACUGAUGUCCAUCCUUAACCAAGAGUUAGUAACUCAGGAAUUAGUAAAUGAAUACUUGGGAUCAGAAUCGCCAGUGUUCUUUGAAUAUAGAGUGAAAUACUUGAUGAAGUACAAGCAUAUUGGAGAAGCAAUGACAUUGACCAAAUACUGUGUAAAUCAUCCUCAAACUGGCACAAACAAGUAUUUUCUCCACUUAUUUUUAACAUGGCUAUGCCGCUCCUCACCAGAAGAAAUCUUGCUGCAGGAGAUUGCCAGAAUUGACUGCCAAGAAGCCCUUGAUGUUAUUUGCAGAUUGGAUUCAGAAGGGCAGGUGGAAUUAGCUUGGAUUUUGUGUGUGGCAUUCCUUACUCAACAGCUAAGAAAUGGAAACAUGUAUUGUACAAGGGAAUUGAUAUUGGUGUGGAGCAAGCUGCAGCUGAAACUUGAUGCAUCCAAGCAACACUUUCUAGAGAAGUGUCGUCACCUUUUACUAACAUCCAGAAAUGUCAAUCAUAUCUUCCUCUUUAUUAGGGUUAUUCAGAAUGAGGUCGGAGCUGAAGGCUUGCAAUUCUGUGUAGAGCUCUGUGCACGUGCUCUGCGGAUUGAUUACCAAGAUGAACCAAAUACUAAAACUUUAGUGUGUAAAACACUCUCAUAUCUGCUGCCAAAUGAUUUGGAUUUCUGUAGGGCUUGCACUAUUACAGUUUUUUUCUCUGAGUGUACAUUAGAAUCUUUUCAUGCUGUUGAAAAUCUGUACAGUCAGCCAGAUCAGCUAUACACUGAAGAUACUAGCUCGGUUCCAAGUUUCCUGCGCUGCGAGCUGCUGCUUGUUUUAAAAACCACCUGGCCUUUUGAUCCAGAAUUUUGGGACUGGCGAAUUUUGAAGAAAAAUUGCCUCGCUCUAAUGCGUGACAAAGUGGCCUUAAUUAAUGCACGUGGAUGUCAGCUCAUUGUGAAGCAUGGAGAUAGCUUGUCGUCUAGUGGAAAUACAGAAAUCAAGACUAAGGAAAAACCUACUAAAAUGUUGCAGCUAAACCCAGAUGCACCCAGGGCAGAUGGCCACGUUGCCUCAAUGCACCGCUGCGUGUUGUGCAAAAAGGAGUUUCUUGGUGGGCACAUUGUACGCCAUGCACAAGUUCAUCAGCAAAAAGGUGCCUUUUCUUGCCUAAUUUGUGCAAGAAAGUUCAGGUUGAGGGGACAAAUGCUGAAGCAUUUAAGGACUCAUGUGAGGAAGCUUCGAAAGCAAGAGCUUGCUGCUCAUACAAAUGCUCAAGAAUCUUCUAGUGUUACUGCUGGUUUGCAGGAAACCUGUACACUAGUAAAUGGAAUUCUUGAUAAUGGAAACAGAUCAACGACUUCAGAAUCUGCUAGUGUAGACGAACAGAGUAACUGCAAAACAUUAACAGGAGCUGAGGAUAUUAAAGUUAAUGUUGCUGAUGUUCCAAAUGAGCCACACUGUUCAACUGGUCUAGAUGGAGCACAGAACAAGAAUUUGAAAACUCAGGAAGAUGCUAACCAAGAUGUUGCUCCUCAAGCAAAUGAUGAUAUAGUUGAUCAAGUGACAAAAGAAGCGUUUAGUUCAGAUGCAGCUACUGUUCCUACCAAAAAGAAAAUGAAGAACUGUGUUCUUACUAAACAAAGUUUCACAGGGCACAAAAAUAAUGGAGCUCUAUGCAGACAAGAACAGGUGCAAGAUGGUUCUGUUUCAAAAGACAAAGCAGUAAAUGAGAGUGAAAGUGAAGGUUUCCUUUCUUGUCCAGGCCAUGGUUGUUCAAAGGUCUUCACCAAGAUACAGUUUCUGACUAAGCAUGCACGGAAAUGUCACUCCUCUGAUGAAAAUGUGCAAGAUUACCUAAUGAAGUGGUAUAAGGGCAAGUGCCGUUAUUGCCAAAGAAAAUUCAUGUAUUCCCAGCAUUUAAUUGACCACCUAAAAAGACAUCAGUAUCCUAAAUUAUAUUUCUGUUUACAAUGCGACUGUAAUCAGACGUUUAAAUCUGCUUCAGAACUUGCGACUCAUACCAAGGGUCAUGAAGCUUUUCAAGCACAGUGCAGCUUUCGUGAUUGUGACAAAUUGUUUGAUGAACUCGAUAUGCUUUAUGAGCAUGAGGCACAACAUUACUUAAGCAGCAAACCUAUCCGAUUCACUGAAUGUGAUAAAAGAAAUUUUCAGACAAGCAAAGUACUGAGCCACCGAGCAAAAGCAAGUGAAGAUAAAUGCUUAAAACAUGAACAGAAUGCUGUAGAAUUGCUUGUUCCAUUGUGGAAGUCCCGAAAAGAAUUUUCAGAACCAAAGACCUACCUUCACAGUAUGGUUAGCAAACAAAGUGGAAAUCAAAAUGGAAAUGGCAUGUUAAAUGAUACCGUGCAUGCUUCCGUUGAAUCAGAUCAGAAAACCUUGGUUGUUGAAUCAGGCAGCAUAAAUUGUUGUAUUAAUAAUGAACAAAUAGUAAAUGGGCACAGUACACUGAAAGAGACUUUGAGUGAGUCAAAUACAAAUCCAUUUUACUCAGGUGAUGUGUCAAGUGAUAGGAUUGCUGAUUCCGAUAAGACCAGUCUUUCAGCAGAUGCUUCAGGCUCAGGGUCUACAUCAGUAGUGUUGCAUAACAAUGUUUCGAAAGGUGUUGUAAGGGAAGAAACCGCAACAAUGUCACAGAAUAGCAGCAAUCUGUCACAGCAAAGUAAGGUUCCUUCAGUUUUGCAAUCAUCCUCUAGCCAAGAGCAGAAGAGUAGUAGUGGUAGGGAAGAACAUAAGACUUAUGGCAGACCACAAAAGUACUACAGACCACAGCCACCAAGCUACCUAGAUGAACGAUAUAUCAGUAUGCCAAAACGAAGGAAGUUAGCCACAGACUCAAAUCAUCCUCCCAGUUCACAUGCGAAUGCAGUUAAUGUGAAAAAUGAACGACACAUAUGUCGGAAAUGUUUCAUGAUCUUCAACAGCAUUGAAACAUUGGAAGGGCACAACACCCAGGAUAAUUGUAGACCGCUCUUUGUAAUGGAAUCAGAUAGUGACUAGGGUGACUAGGAAUGCCUUUAAGAGAACGGCCAUAGUCAAGCUAGGAAAUCAAUUUACAGUACUGUACAGAGUUCAUCUCAGCUUAAUCAAAGUGCCAUGUAAGGUCUAUAGGCUCAGCACAGAAAAAGGUCAAAGAAGACAAAAUAUCAAACAUACAUGUUUGAGAAGAACACCAAAUUUAAAAGCAGUAGCGCUUAUUCACCAAGUGCUCCUACGCUGAAGAACCAUGAAGUGUGGAGAAACCUGUGAUACAUUGUAGAAAUGGAUACGAGGUGCAGAACCUUCAGAAACAUGUGAACUUUGGUCUUUCCACAUCAAAUUGAAAACUAAGUGCAGUACAAAAAGGGCAGUGAUCUAACAGCACAAUAGAAGAGAACCAGAAGACUUGUAUGGGCUAUAUCUUGUUGGAGCAUCUUACGGCCUGCACUGUUUGUUAGACUUUUUCCUGCAUCCUUCAGUUUGAAUAUGAUUUGCGCAUUAACUUGCUGGAAAUGAGCUAAUGACAGGGCAUCUUAACAACAGUGUAUCUCAAUGAAAUUUAAGGACUAAGAAAUAAACAGUUAUAACAGAGAAGGAGGGUAUGUGAAUUUGAGUCAAAUCAGGUGCAGAGGUGAUAUAAAAAGAAAGAUUGGAUUGAUUGGGAGGGAAAAAAGGAAAAGUAAGAAAAUAAAAUUCAAAUUUGAUUUUUUUUAUAUCUCUAAAAAGUUACUACAAGCAGGAUUGAGACUCAACCAUUUAAAUUAUUUGCUUUCUGGGCCAGAGAGAUUGACAUUGCAUAAACAAUUAUCACAUCAUUAAUAAGGUACUUUGAGUCCUAACUAAAUGGCAGGUUUAAUGGACAAUUAAUGUGCAAAUCCAGCAAGUUCUUAAUGAGAAGAUUAUGGGUGAGAUAUUGUUUCAAGUGAGGCAAACAGUAGCGUGGGAUAAAUUGACCAAAAUGUUUUGGAAAUUCACAACUUAAUGGUGUACCAUCUUCUGAACGCUGGCCAAUUUGCGCACUAAUAAUACCAUGCAUCCUAAAUGCACCAUUAUUUUUCCUGGAAAAUUUAGUCCAAUGAAAUGACCUUAAGCACAGGUGCAGCAAAUCCAAGUUAGUUAAGUACAGUUGAAGAUUUCAUUAUAAAAGCUGAAGUGGAGUUAUUCAUAUAUAUGCUUGGUUGUCUUCCAAAACAACACGAAGUUGAAGAGCUUUUGCUCUUCCGCAUGUGCUGAAGAAAUGAGAGAUGAACAAAAAGUUCAAAGUUGACUAGCAUAAUGUGUUUUUUUUUCUAAGUGCAUUAUCUUCUAUCUUGAUAUAAUAAGGGUAUUGACUAUGUACAUAUUACGAUUGUUUAGGCUGUUAUAUUAGUUAAACACUGGACUUUGACUCCCAGUUUUUCAAUAUUAGAUUUUAACGUUACUUUUAUAAGGCAUCCAGCAUAGCAUGCACCUCGGUAUAACAUGCAAAAUGCUUAGCUCCUAAAGACUUGUUUGCAUUAAGGAUGUAGUGUAAUUUCAGGAUUUUUGUUUACCUCAAGAAACAGCGUGCUAAACUUUUAGUCUUAAUGCACUAAAAUAGCUCUUGCAAAGGCUUUUCAAAUCUGAACAUUUUGUUCAUCUUACAGAAAACUUCCAAAGUGGAAUUAGACAAAUUUAUGGAAGAAAUUACAAGCAUUCUAUUCCUAAUUGAUGUUUGCUUCCAAUAUGAAAAUGAAAAGAUAAUCUGACAAUAGUCACAUAUGAAAUUUGACAACUCAAAUGCCACAGGAUUGAAGGAAGAUGAAUGAACAGCCUGCCACAAAAAUUAAAAUGAUAAGGAUGUUCCUAGUCAGUGCAUUACAAGAAUUGAAAAAAGCAAUAAUAACACAUCUGAAGGUGAUAUGCAAAAAUCAAGUUUCUUCAAUUUACACAGAAAACUCACUACUUGGGCAAAUAGGCCCUCAGCUCAAAUGCCUUAUGUUGAGUGCAGGGAGAUCCUUAGCUGCAAAAGAGUGCAGGAUAUUAUUUUAAAUUAAUCCAUUAGAAAUGUUAUUACUUUGCUUUACAUUACGUUCAAUGAUCUCUGAUCUGCAAACCUAACAACAGAGUAUCUGUAAUGACAGUUCAUCAACUAAAACGUCUAUGGCAUUGCUCUGUGCUGACUUAUCAAAGAAUUUGUAUUUGAGAUUGGUAAAUGAAGCUGCAAUGCAAACAAAGGGCUAAAUGCACCAAACUCUUGAAAAUUUUGGAGAAUCAACCUUUUCAGAAUGUUGAUUGGGAUCAUUUUGAUGAGUUUGAUCUCAGUUUUAAGGUUAUAGGUAUAAAUCAUUGUAGAUGCAGAGCAAAAAAGUGAAUGUUGGUGUUCUAUUCAUGAAGGAAAGUUCUUUGUCUCAGCAAAGGUCAAAUUCAGGACCAAGAUCAGUGUUUGUCGAUUACAUUCUGUUACUGAAUACCAUCACUAUACACAUGGUUGGUGCUUUGAAUGGGAGCAGAGGAAUAAUCGCUUCUGCACAUUUAGUUCUGGACAAGGUAUACGUGUGACCAUAAAUUUUGGAAACAUAUUAGAGUUACUAUUUGAAAAGAUGACCACCAUGACAAGUUAAUCUGAGAGCACACCUUUUAUUUUAAAUUAUUCUCUGGUACAUAGACAUACAAUUGUGUGUAAUGAAUUGCAGCACAGUGCAAUUUUGAUUUCUAAUGGCUUCUUGUUAUGAAGCUUUUGUCAGUCAACAUUUAUAGUUUGUUUUGCAUUCAUCUUGAACAGGCCUACUGGUCUGACAAACUGCAUGCAAUCCAAUAAAUUUUGAAGACCAGGUUGUUCUUUACAUUUCCACAUUUUGGAGUGGUAGCACCCACCGUACUGUGUGAUUGUUUUCACAUCAGUCAAUAUUGUCUGCAUUGUGUACUACUUGAUAAGCUAUUUUUGUAUCAAUGCUAAAAUGAACACUUAUAUGAAAAUCAGGUAUGAACAAAGGUCAGUUUGGCCUGUUGAGCUCUGGUCUUUAGCAGUGUUUUUGCCUUUUUUAAUAAAAGACCUUUCCCCGUGUAAGGCAAAAGGAACAUUGCAAGUGGAGAAUUUAGGGAAUUCAUUUCUGAAGCAUGCUUGAGUCCAGUUGGGGUUGUAAUAACUUGUGGAAAGGUCACAGAUCCCAUUAAAACCUAACUAUCCUAAAUCUUGAUGGCAUUGAAAAUUUGUAUUAAAUUCCAUGCAUCUAAAUUCUGUAUUUGGGCCUUUUCCUACUAUCUCAUUGAGUAUGGUCUUAAUAUUAUCCAGGUUUAACAUCUGUGCAUCAAAACAAGCUAGAAAAUGCUUCCUAUUGACAUUAGUUGCCAAUAGUGAAUAUAGUAGCUAUGUCUUAGAUGUGGUGGUAAAUGGCCUUUGUAUAAAGGUGCACAGAAGUAAAAUACAGAUUCCUGAGUAAUGGAUUACACUAUUUGAGGAUAUGAUGUAUCUGUUGACAGUUACUGUUGUGUCCUUUACUAAAAUAAUAUACAACUACUGUUUUAAGUAGGAAAGUGUAAAUGAGAAAAUAUUUUUAAUUUUUGCAAUCUGGUUUAUUAAUAAUGUAAAGUUUCCUACAAAACUUCCUGUCCUUAAGGGGGAAGUAAAGAUUAUGAACAAGCAGUCUUCUAAAAUUUAGAUGGGUUAUAUGCAGAUACCUUGUACAGGCAGCAUUGCUUGGGAUAAUGCAAACAAUUACUGAUCAUAAUAAAUUGCCCAUCUGUGCAUUAUACAAGUAGCAGUUCAGUUUUUCAUUUAAGGCACUUUGAAGUGCAUUUGUCAUUCUCAGGUCAUUUUUCUGGGAUUUUCCAUCACAGCAUUAUUUUCUGUUAGUUUUGCGAUGAUUUGAAAGUAAGCUCAUUUAAAGAAUAUUUAUUUCUUUUCUUUAUUAAAAUAAAGGCACUGACAACAAAGGGAGGAAAGCCUUAUUGUGGUAUCAAUGUUUCUUAUUCUUUUUAAACUGAAAUUGAAAAAUAUUUCCACACAAGAUUAAAUACACUUUGAAAUGUUAACUUUUGCACUUUUCUCUAUCGAUUAUUUGUAAUGGAACUAUUUAAAAUUUGGUUUAGCAAGUAAUACAUUUUGUGCUUCUUGUUGAACAUUUGUACGUUAUUCUACUUUUGUGCUUGUUGACAUAAAGCUGAGCCAUGAUUGAACAGCAGUCAUUCUGGUGGAUAUGGCCUAGAAAGUUUAAUUCUGAUGCAGUUCUGAAAAUAUAAUUUGAAGAAUUAGGUUUUUUUGUACAUUGCCUGAAUUUAUUGAUUAAAAAUCACUGUUGUCUCUA